Molecule: messenger RNA, 3412 nt
Organism: Cucumis melo (muskmelon)
Lineage: Eukaryota; Viridiplantae; Streptophyta; Magnoliopsida; Cucurbitales; Cucurbitaceae
Product: gibberellin 20-oxidase-like protein
Exons: 2
Coding region: 2309-3286 (325 amino acids)
Molecular function (GO): dioxygenase activity
Source: RefSeq, a predicted model, not a curated record
CAAACAAAGCCAAAUAGGGAAGGAUUAGAUAUGACUGUGUGUAGAUAAAGUGUUAACUCUCUGUUAUACACAAAAGAUUGGUGGAUUGUCCAUUUAUGUGAAUUAGCCUUUGGCUUUACCACUGGUCUCUAAAACAAUCCAUGGAGAAGGCUAAUCUAUCAUGUCUGCCAUAUUAUACUUCUUCUCGUCAUGAUUAGUUCAAAGUUUCAUUUCCCAAAGACACUAAAACCAAUUUCCUUUCAACUUUUUCUUGAUCACAUCCUCAGAAUCCAAACCAAUUUACUUCUCUUACUUACUCCCUUGUUUUUCACUUUGGAGUUAUUUGUAUAGAACCCCUCCAAAAACAAUGUCCCAUAUAGUUUUUGUCUCAAUUUUUGAAAUGGAAAUUUUUUGCCUUGUUUACUAACAUCUUCAUCAUCAACCAACAUUAACAAAAUAGCUUUUAAUCUUUUUUUUUGCCCUCUUCUUCUUAUUGAUUUUCUUCUCUUCUCGACUUUUUAUUUCACUUGUACUGCAGAGUUGUAGUUGGUUGUGUAUUCACGGGAGAGGUUGUGGACUCACCGAAAAGGGAUUUGAGAGGUCACCUUAUCGUCGGAUAUGUGGAACUUUGUCUGAACAUAGAUUUGUUGAUGGAUUGAUUUUUUCCACUAGCUAGAUUUGUGGUUUAUCUACGGGUUUUCCUCAUAAAGUGGAGAGAGAUAGAGAAAGAGAAGACCGACAAAGAGGAAUUAGAGAAUAUUAGAACUAAGAUCCUAAUCCACUUGCAAAAUGGCUCGUUUGGAAAAUUUCACCCUGAUAUGAUACAAGCCCAAAAGAAAAAAACUUUCAUUUUAAAAGGUAUGAAAUAUUUAGUUUUUGGCUCAACUCUCCCAUAUUUUUCUUAAUGAAAAAUGUUAAAUCAUCCUAUAUUUGGUGCUAAAGAAGGUUGAAAGUUAGUUUAGAAAUGGGAAGAUUUCAUCUUGUCUUAAGCUUUUGGUUGGUGGAGAUUCAUUAGUAUGAAGUGAACAAAUGGUAUUAGGCCCAGUAAUUUAUUAACCCUCUGGUUGAUGGUAAGAACUACAAGUGUAACUAAGUUGGGUUGGUUGAGCCAAUAUGUUAGUCCAACAAAAUAAAAGACCUAAUUCUAACUUCUUAAAACAAACACAAAUUGACCAUAACCAACUAGAAAAACCAAAAUCAAUCAAAUCUGUUAAAAUCAAACCAACCAUUGCAAUAAGAAAGUGAACCAAACAACAAUAAUCAACCUAUUGAAAUUGAACCAAGGCCACUAGACCAAGUUGAGCUCGAGAAGUUUUGAUGACUCAAGGUUUAUAUUAGAAAAAAGAGAUCCUGAUUAUCUUAUUUGCUCCAACAAACUAGCAUGGUUCUAUAAUUAAAGCAAUUUGGUCAACGUUUCCAUGUCUACACCGUGUGUGUGAGAUACAACACAACUUAAAGACUUAAUCUAAAAUCUGCAAUUGUUUAUAACUGUAAAAGAAAAGUCAAGACCUAAUCUAGUAGGCAAUGGCAACUAAAGAUGCUUUUCAGAUGAGGAUACCCAUUUGACCUCAACAUAUAUCAUUUUUUAAAGAACAAACAUCAACACACCAGUAUUAUCAUUUAAAAUUACAGCUAAAUAUUCUUCUAAAUGUGAGGCUAGAUCAAACUUUAUGGGCUUAAAUUAAGAUAUUCGAACAAUGAUUACAUUCAGUGUUUUUAUAACCUCUACAUGCUUAUUAACAAAGUAUUUGGAUUGGUCAAACCUCAAUCAAAAAGAAUAUCCAAACCCUAUAGAACCCAAUUAGCACAGAAUGACAGAUGUGUAUAUAUAUAUACAACAGAACUCUGCAGCAGAAAGUUUCCACCUUACCAGCCUGUCUUGGCUUCAUUUAAAUGCAAGAGCUUGGCAUUAUUUAAGCUUCCUACAAUACCUGCUUGCUCCUCAUAACAAACAAAAACUUAUAAUAUUUCUAAGCAUGUCAAGUCAAACCCUUUCACUAAUCACAAUUCUGAAUCAGCUACCCACUUUUCAAAUCACUGUAUUAUUGUUUUAAUUGUCUUCAUGGUUGCUUUUCCAAGUGACAGAAAUCAACCCACUAAUGAUUGAAACUAAAGACAAUAAAGUAGAAGUUUUGACUAUUUGUAUCUUUCUUUUUUUAGUUAAACAAUUAUAAGGUAGGCGAAAGAAUCAUUCACAUUUGAAAUGAUAAUUGAUGUCUUAUCUACUAAACUAUAUUUAGAUUGAUAUUUGCAUCUUUCUUUUUAAGGAAUAUAAUUAUCCACCUAUGGAGUAUAGGCUAGCUAGCUAUAGACAAAUUAGUAGACAAACAUGUCUGUAUCUAAGGCCUCAGUGGAACUCCCCAUUUUAGACAUUUCUCAGCCUUUGUCUCCUUCUUCUCUUUCUUCACUAGCCGAUGCUUGCAAAAAAUGGGGGUUUUUCCACAUCAAAAACCAUGGGAUCUCCAAAGAAAUCUACGACAAACUCCAUUCCUUCUCCAAUGAGAUUUUCAGCCUCCCUUUAGAAACCAAGCUCAAAAUUGGCCCCCUCUCUUCCUUAAACACUUACACACCCCAUUUCAUAGCCUCCCCAUUCUUUGAAACCCUCAGAGUCUCUGGUCCAAACUUCUUAGCCUCUGCUCAGAAUUCAGCAGAAUUCCUCUUUAACCAAAAGAGCUCUCACCAGUUCAGUGAGAUAUUGCAAGAAUAUGGAGAAAAAAUGACAGAGCUAUCAAGGAAAAUUAUAAAGAACGUACUGCUGAGCUUUGGUGAAGGUUUUGAGAAGAAAUACCAUGAACCCCAUUUCAAGAAUUGCCAUGGAUAUCUGAGAAUAAACAACUACACACCUCCGGAAACCUUGGAAGACGAUGAAGAAGCAGAAGGACUUGGAAUGCAUACAGAUAUGAGCUGCGUGACCAUUGUGUACCAAGAUCAAACAGGUGGUCUGCAAGUGAAAUCAAGCGAAGGGAAAUGGGUUGACAUAAACCCAUGUGAAGAAUCAGAAGCACUGGUGGUGAAUAUUGGCGACUUGCUUCAAGCUUGGAGCAACGACAGGCUGAGGUCGUCGGAGCACAGAGUGGUUUUGAGGCGGCCGGCGAUCAAUCGAUUCUCGAUUGCUUUCUUUUGGGGUUUUGAGGACGAGAAGGUGGUGUCAGCGCCAAAGGAGUUGGUCGGAGAGGGCGGUAAGAGGAUGUAUAAGCCAUUUGUCUGCUCGGAUUAUUUGAAGUUCAGGGAGAAUGAUGAAAGAGGGAAAUUUGAAAAGGUUGGUUUCACCGUGAGAGACUUUGCUGGGAAAAUAAUUAAUAAAUGAAUUAAUCACAUUGUUUGUUUGUUUUUUUUUUUUUUUGUUUUUUUUAUAAAUAUUUUUGCAAAUUUCAUUCCCAAAUUUUAGAAAUUCUUAUAGACAGAAAAAAGAAAAAUCAAAAUCAAAAUCCAA